This is a messenger RNA of Austrofundulus limnaeus, 2257 nucleotides long. RefSeq names its product RAB5C, member RAS oncogene family (gene rab5c). The record is from RefSeq and is a predicted model, not a curated record. Gene Ontology annotation, molecular function: GTP binding; GTPase activity. The coding region runs from base 281 to 943 and encodes 220 amino acids. The transcript is spliced from 6 exons. NCBI's taxonomy places the organism in Eukaryota, Metazoa, Chordata, Actinopteri, Cyprinodontiformes, Rivulidae.
AAAUAAGUGGGAGGUUCCCGGAAAAAUUGCUAACCGGAAGGGAAGGCCAGACCCCGAGAAGCAGAAGACAGCCGCUGCCGAUGAGGCCAGAAAAAGAAGAGAAAGUAAUCUCCCAUAAGUGAGGCAUCGUCUCCCCCGCCAAAGGCUACCUGCAUGACCUGAACCUACCUGUGUCUACCCCCCAGCUUCACCAUCCUUCUGCACUAAAACCCAAAGCCUUUAGUCGACCCUCCUCCCCCUCCCCAGCACCUUCCAACUUCUCACUUUUCAACACAUCAGUAUGGCGGGGCGAGGCGGACCGGCACGGACCAACGGCACCGCCGCAAGCAACAAGAUCUGUCAGUUUAAGCUAGUGCUUCUGGGAGAAUCGGCAGUGGGAAAGUCCAGCUUGGUACUGCGCUUCGUCAAAGGCCAGUUCCACGAGUACCAGGAGAGCACCAUCGGAGCUGCCUUCCUCACACAGACAGUAUGUUUGGACGAUACAACAGUCAAGUUUGAGAUUUGGGACACUGCAGGACAAGAGCGAUAUCACAGCUUGGCACCUAUGUACUACAGAGGAGCCCAGGCUGCCAUYGUUGUCUUUGAUAUCACCAACACAGAUACAUUCACACGUGCAAAAAACUGGGUGAAGGAGCUCCAGCGACAAGCCAGUCCCAACAUUGUUAUCGCACUGGCAGGAAACAAGGCCGACCUGGCCAACAAAAGAGCCGUAGAUUUCCAGGAAGCACAAGCAUACGCAGACGACAACAGUUUGCUCUUCAUGGAAACUUCAGCCAAGACUGCUAUGAAUGUUAAUGAGAUUUUUAUGGCUAUAGCCAAGAAGCUCCCGAAGAACGAGCCUCAGGGUGGAGCGGGCGCCGGCGGACGGGCCAGAGGUGGCGUGGACCUGCAGGAAGCAGCGCCACAGGGCAGAAGCGGCCAUUGCUGUGGGGGCGGGAACUAACUCAAAACAAUAAAUCAGCUGACCCGAUCACACCUCGGCUUCGAUCAACCAGACCAGAUAUUAGCCAGCUGUCAAACGACGUCCCGUUGGUCAAACCAAACCACGGUCAGACCAGCUCUCCUCUCAGCACCAUUUUACCGUUUGGCAAACGAGUCCACUGGCCAGUAAACUGCAAGACCCCACCGAUGGUUCCAACAGACCCAGAAAUCAACCCAAACAGGCCUAGUUACAGAAUCAGACUUGCCAAUCCAUGACUUCUCUUUUUUGAUGAACACUUGACGUCACCUUGGAGGGAAAAUAAAAUAAAUUACGGGAAAAAAAUCCCAUUCAUGGAAGGAUUAAAUAAAAAUAAAAUAAAUAAAACAGUCAUUACCAACUGCACACCAUCUUGUUCACUUUUCUGUGUUUGUGUAGAGGAAAAUAAUCCAGGAGGAAGGAAUAAAAGCUGUCCUUUCGCUGCUAGUACUCGCUUUUCCAACGCAUCAGAAAUAUUUCAUCGUGGUCAUAUGUUAAAGCAAGGUGUGUGCAGCAUCUUUCACCUUUUUUUUGACUUGUUCCUGAUCAGCUUAAUGAAUGAGAUUAGGAAAACGUUUCCACUGGGGGAGCACGAGCAGACAAGUUUUUCUUUAUAGAGCUGUGUAGCUUGAUUACAUUAACAUUGGUAUUGCUACUAUUACUGUAUUUGCUUCGACGCAGGCUGCUCACCAUGAUUUUAAAACCUCGACUUCAAAAGGUUUUACAGUCGUUGGUCUGUCAUCAAACCACAUACAGUAAAUGAACCUUUAUUAACAUUUUCCAUACAUAAUUUUAGCAUUAAUGUAAUAUUUUUGAAUGAUCUGUGUGACAUGGCAAAAACAUAAAGCAAGAUUUGUUUUGUUGACCAAAUUGCAUCUGCAUUGAAAACACAUUUCUGUAUUUGUAACAGACUUUUCAAGUUUAUAAUCGAUCUGUAGUUAUUGUCAGAAAAUAUCUUCCCAAUCUUUACACAUUUGUCAAAUUUUUUUAUAUAUCUUAAUUUGUUUUCCCUCUGGAAAUGUAUGAUAUUAAAUGCACUGGUUCUGUCUCAUCAGCCUUGUGAAUUUGAGUUGUUAUACUUGGCUUUUCUCCUUUUUUUUUUUUGUCUCGUUAAUUUUACUAAUCGGUUCAGGAAGAGAAUGGCUUCUAAAGUGUUGUCGUCCUGUUACCACAUCAACAAUUAGCACAGAAUUAUCUGAAAAACAUUACGCACUGCUGUAAGGUGAUAUGAGGAUAACAGAGGUGGGUAGAGAAAGCAGAAGGAAAAUGUCAUUUUUAUGAAUAAACAAGGGAAAGGUA